This is a messenger RNA of Chrysoperla carnea, 1811 nucleotides long. RefSeq lists its product as uncharacterized. Lineage: Eukaryota; Metazoa; Arthropoda; Insecta; Neuroptera; Chrysopidae. The record is from RefSeq and is a predicted model, not a curated record. The transcript has a single exon. Bases 123 to 1811 code for a protein of 562 amino acids.
UAUUCGAUGAAAUUAAUUUAAGUGAAGAGAUACAUUAUGACAAUAAUUUAGACGAAUUCAAAGGUAUUGCUGAUAACGGUAAAACGCGUACUUCUGAAAAUGCUAAAAGUGCGUUAGUAGCAAUGAUCAGAUGGAUUAAUAGGCCCUGGAAGCAAGUUAUUGGUUACUGGUUAUUAAGUAAAAAUGACAAUUCAAGUUUAACUCACGAAAUAAUGGAAGAAACUGUGGUGAAAUUAUUUGAAGUAAAUCUAAUAGUGAAAGCUCUGAUCUGCGAUCAAGGGCCCAGAAAUCAAGGCAUGUUCAAAAAACAUAAAAUGACUCCAACAAAACCAUUCUUUAAAGUUCCAGGAUAUGAUCAUAAAAUUUAUUUCAUUUAUGACCCACCACAUUUGUUGAAGUCUAUUCGUAAUAAUUUAUUUAAAAAACAUUUCAAGUAUGAUGGCGGUUACGCACGUUGGUCAGUUUUAGAAAAAAUAUUUUCUCUUAGCAAAGAAAGUCCUUUGCAUUUAAUUCCUAAAAUAACUGAAAGACAUCUAUACAAUAUUUCAAAUGGUGAUAAAAUGUCAGUAUCGUUAGCUGCACAAGUAUUCUCAAAGUCGAUGUAUACAGCUCAUUUAGUUUAUACUACUAUAGAUGCAAGUAAUUUCCCAGAAGAUGAUACAACUGGAAAAAUGAUUUGGGAUUUAGACAGAUUAUUUGAUUCUUUGAAUUCUAGACUUGAACGGCCAAUACUAGAGAGUUUGGAAAAACUAAACUAUGCAAUUUCAAAAGAUUCAAAGCAUCACGAAUUUUUGAGAAACAUGAUUGAUAAAUUGGAUAAGAGUUCUUUUGUUCAGAAUAAAGAUAGUGAUAAAGCAAGGCCGCCGUGUUUGAACGGAUUUAAAAUUACAAUUAAUAGCGUUUUGCAACUGUCUGAAGAACUUCGCGUGGAAUAUGACAUCCCGAUUCUUAAAACUCGUCAAUUAAACCAAGAUCCAUUGGAAAAUUUAUUCGCAACUAUUCGACAGCAACAUGGUUGCUCUGUUAAUCCCUCACCAAAACAAUUUGAAUCUGGUUUGAGGCAUAUUUUUAUAACUCAGCUGAGUAAAUUAUCAAACGCUACUAAUUGUGAAGAAGAUCAAAAUAAAAUUUUUGCCAAACUGAGUAAAAUUGAAUCAGCAACAAUUUUAAUUCCUGUCAAAGAAUUCUUAAAUAAUAAAUUAUCAGUACCAAGCAUCAUGAACAAUUUUGAAAAUGAUAUGAAGCGCACAAAAAAAUCAGAAUUCACAGAAUCGAAUGCAGUUUAUUAUAUUUGUGGUUAUUUAGCUAAAAAAUUUAUUAAAUCUCAUAAUACUUGUAGACAAUGUGUUGAUUAUUUAAUUUUACCAAGAGAAAACAAAUCUUUUGAAGAUUAUAAGUUAUUCACUUUGCUAAAAGAUUGUGCUGAUGCUAAUGGCCUUAAAUAUUCAUCAAAAAUAUUGUUUGACUCAGUGUUAGAGUGGGAGAAAACAUAUCAAAGUGUUAUUAAAAAUUUCUUCCAUUUAAAAAAAAUUUCUUGCUAUCUUAAUCCAGUUUUAAUUGAUCGCACUCCAAAAUUUAAAUUAUGUACUGAAAAAGCAACAAAUGCUUUUAUUAAUUCAUUCAUUAAAAUUCGCUGCUUUUGGGAAGCUAGAUUUAGACGACGUGCUGCGAAAUCUGCCGAUACCAACACCAAACAAAAAGUUAAGAAAUCAAAAAUGAAAAAGUUUACUAAUAAAAACACAAUUUGCCAAAAAGUAAAGAAAGUGAUACCAAGUAAUGAAGCCAAAAAUAUACAGCCUUCCGAAAAAUAA